AUGUCAACGCAAGCGUACUACAAAGAGCGCCUCGGGUUCGACCCGCAAGAGGCAAUGCAAGAGAGUCUCAACGGAGGCGCAUACUACGACGGUCACCAUCAGCCGAAGCGGCAUCGGGGCGAGCACCACGAGAAACACGAUCAAGUCUAUGAGGAGAAUUUGACCAAAUUCAAAGAUGAACGAGAUGCAAUACAGAAAAAGACGUUCACAAAAUGGGUCAACAAACACCUGAAAAAGGUGAAUCGGCAUGUGAACGAUCUAUUUGAAGACCUGCGCGAUGGACUCAACCUCAUCUCGCUGCUGGAGGUGCUUUCUGGCGAACAUCUCCCACGCGAGAGAGGUCGUAUGCGCUUCCACAUGCUGCAGAAUGUCCAGAUGGCGUUGGACUUCUUGCGCUAUAAGAAGAUCAAAUUGGUGAACAUCAGAGCUGAAGACAUCGUUGACGGCAACCCUAAGCUGACACUUGGUCUCAUUUGGACCAUUAUCCUGCACUUCCAGUUCAAUGGACGUGCAGUAGUUGAUGAUUAA
Molecule: messenger RNA, 528 nt
Organism: Parnassius apollo (apollo)
Lineage: Eukaryota; Metazoa; Arthropoda; Insecta; Lepidoptera; Papilionidae
Source: the annotation of a GenBank genome assembly